This is a messenger RNA of Ciona intestinalis (vase tunicate), 1726 nucleotides long. The record is from RefSeq and is a predicted model, not a curated record. NCBI's taxonomy places the organism in Eukaryota, Metazoa, Chordata, Ascidiacea, Phlebobranchia, Cionidae.
GGUAACAGUUUUAAAACUAGCUCUCCUGCGAGUCUUUUUCCUCCCAGUUUACAUGCGCUGGUGGAUCCAACAAACAAACAAAACAAUAUUCCUUGUAUUUCUUUUGUUGUAUGUUCUUCAGAUACUUAUCUUAACAUGUUACACCACUGCUACUGACGAUCAACCUUCGUCAGUCUCCAUGAGCGAGCUAGUGUUACCAGGAGUAAUGUUGGUCUACCUUGGAAUCAUUCACUGUCAAGUCGUUUCGACAAACUUUGUCAACGGGAGCGACAACAAACGUUUAACACCCGAUAUGAACAAGUCAGUACGAAAUAUUUUGGCUUCGAAGGUUGCAACAAAGUUCAAUGAAAGUUUCACAAAAGAAACCCCAAAUACUGAAGACGACUUAUCCAGUGAUACGGACCAAUCUAAAGACGAAGUAAGAAGUUCAUCUUCAAGUCUUGGCAGCAGACACCAUCUAUCAAGUUACAAGAACAUUUCAGCCACACGUCUGGUACCGGGGUCGAGCUCAACUUCAAAUAAGAUUAACGUUCGUUUGUGGGAGAAUGGAAGGUGGCAGAAGGUGCGCGCUUCUAUCGUGGAUAUCGGGAGCAUAAUCAUGAAAAAGGCACAUGGUAUCGCACCUGAGAGCUACGACAUAGAAAGCCUAAUGUUUAUAUUCGUGAUCCCACUGAUGCCGUUAACAUAUAGAUGCAUUCAAUACCAGGAUAAAAUCGAAAUCUGGUCAAUAUAUGACGUAACAAUCGAAAAAACAAUUGAAUUCAUUGAUGGUAAUAGUGACGUAACAAUGGUGAUUGUGAUGGCUGGAAUAACCAUUCAACGUAUAUUGUUGGGGACAAUGUUCUUUGUCGUGUUAUGCGCGGCACAGCGUACGUUUCAACGGCGAUUCUUCUUCGCCAAGUAUUUUACUCAUGUUACUUCAAGCAGAAGAGCCAAAAAAUCAGAACUUCCUCAUUUUCGCUUGAAAAAGGUACAAAACAUUAUGCUUUGGCUUUCCCUCCGUUCAUAUCUACAACGUAGAGGUCCGCAACGCUCAAUAGACGUCAUCGUAUCUUCAACCUUUUUAUGCUCUAUCGGUCUCCUAUGUUUUAUCACUGUACAGUUGAUGCAUUCAUCUGAAACCUUUACGUCUUCAUUGUUGUACUGGGAGUGCUUGGUUUGGUUGCUAGCUCUUGCUGUGUUUCUACUACGUUUCAUAACAACUGGGGCAAAGAUAAAUAAGAAAUACAGCAACACGUCUGUUCUUCUAACCGAACAAAUUAACUUAUACCUGCAGAUGGAAAAGAAACCGCAUAAAAAGGAAUCUUUUCAAAGAGCCAACAAUGUACUGACUCUUGCCGCAAAGUUAAUCAAGGAGAUUGAAACGCCGUUUAAUAUAUACGGGUUAUCAAUGAAUCCGAUAUUAUACAACAUCACACGGGUGGUCGUUCUAUCAGCUUUCUCUGGUGUUAUAAGUGAACUACUAGGGUUUAAACUAAAGGUGAGUUGGUUUAUCAUACGUUACGUGUUUUACUAUCAGAGCCAGGCUUCAAAAUCUGGUGAUGUCUAUGUAGUAGCACCCAGGGUGUUGCAGUAGCAUCACACAUGGUUUAAGACAGUUAGGAUUGGUGACAUGGCACAGAGAAAAUGGUUCCGACGCUGCUACCACGUGGGGUAUGUGUCCUUAGGCAAGACACUUAAUGGCAAUUCCUCCAACCCAGUGGUCACUAAUGGCUUGUCUAAAUCA